This is a messenger RNA of Drosophila elegans, 2045 nucleotides long. Its product is annotated as carbohydrate sulfotransferase 11. The record is from RefSeq and is a predicted model, not a curated record. Gene Ontology annotation, biological process: carbohydrate biosynthetic process. NCBI's taxonomy places the organism in Eukaryota, Metazoa, Arthropoda, Insecta, Diptera, Drosophilidae. The transcript has 9 exons. Gene Ontology annotation, molecular function: sulfotransferase activity. Gene Ontology annotation, cellular component: membrane. The coding region runs from base 590 to 1903 and encodes 437 amino acids.
GCCACUCCCCCUCUCUCCUCGUACACAAAAAAAAACAAAAUUUAUCAGAGCAAGCCUGGCGAAUUGAUAUUGAUUGCGCGCUUUUCUUCAAUUGGCAAACAAUUGAAUAACAACUAUAAAAAGGUGCCCUCCAUUAAUGGAGGCUCAUCUUCUCCGUUUUUGUUGUUGUUUAUUGUUGUGAAAAGAAAGAAAGGCAGAGAGAGAGGAACGAGAGAGGGCCGAAGGGAAAAGAGAGAAACGGCACAGAAAGCAAAGCAAUUGACAGCACGUUACGUAUACGCCUCUUACGCCCCGCAUUUAGCAUUUGUUUGCCAAGUUUGCACAGAAAACUAUAUUUAGCCAGCACGACGUCGACAACGAUGAGAACUUACAAAAUCUGUCGCCAACUGCAGGCAAACUUUGCGACCGCGUAGCAGCAGCAGGAAAUGUCCCACGAUUAUCAAUAGCAGACACGCGCGUCGCUAUCCAAAAUCAAUUCAAAUCCACAACCAAAACCGAAACCGAAUCUGAAUCAAACCAAUACAAACCGGAAGCGAGGACCGAAGAGGAAAAUACCCAUCAGUUCCUAUGCAGUUAGAGCCGAGUUUAAAUGAAAUUGAGCAAGAGCCUGGCAAACUGUCGCGCCAUCCGGCGCUAUUUGCUCAUCUUCACGGCCAUUUCCCUGCUGCUCCUGCCCCUUUCGUUGGUCUACCUGGUGUGGAACGAGCAGCUGCAGAAGAUCCGAGGAUUCGAGGCCUUUAAUGUGCAGCAGCAGCAGCCGCCGCAGCAGCCGCUACAGCAACAGCAGCAGCAGGAGCAGCAGCAGCAACAGCAGGAGCAGGGGCAACAACAACAUGGGCAGUUUCCGUAUCCGGUGGUCCGGUAUCCGGUGCUGCUGCUUAAUAAGAACAAGAACAAGGACCUAACCGUCGUGGCAACGGGCAAGACCAAGAACAAGUGGCGCUAUGUUGAUAAAGACAGCAACCAGACGCUCCUGCCCCUCAUCCCCGAGUAUGCCGUGCAGACGCUCACGCCGCAGGAAAUGCUCCAGGUGGAGCAGCGGAUGGACCAGCGCAGGGAGCGGCUGAAGGACAAGUGCUCCUCCUACGGCCUGGAUGUCCUAGGUCACGACUCGUGGCACACCCCAAACACGUGGGAAUUUUUGGUCAACAAAAAGUAUCACAUUAUCUGGUGCAAUGUCUUUAAGGCAGCCUCCUCGUCCUGGAUGUUCAACUUCAAUGUCCUGGCCGGCUACUCACCCAGUUAUUUGCGCAAAACCAAAAAGAUUCUCCUCAAUCUGGCCAGGGAACGAUAUCCCCGGGUGACGCUCGACGAGCUGCGUGAGGCGCAGAACUACUCGCUGACCUUUAUCAUUGCACGCGAUCCCUUUGAGCGAUUAUUGAGUGCCUAUCGGGACAAGAUGGUAUUCGCUUUACCCUACUCCUUCCACGAUAAGCUGGGACGCAGCAUUGUGCGCAAUUAUCGCAAGAAGCCCUCGCUGGCUGCCCGUGCGGCCAACACAAAGUUCCCGUCGUUCCCGGAAUUCGUGCACUGGCUGCUCGACCAGGUGAAGCGCGGCAGCUUCAUCGACAUGCACUUCGUGGCAGCCACCUCCUUCUGCACACCAUGCCUCAUCCGGUUCGACAUGAUACUGAAGUUCGAGUCGCUGGCGGAGGAUCAAUUAUAUCUAAUCGAAAAGACUGGCCUGAAGCGGGUGAUAGCGCCCGUGUGGCGAAAUAUGGGCAAGGGCCGCAAGACGCACGAACUCCAGCAGCAAUUCUAUGCGCAACUGACGCGCCACGAAAUGCUGGAGCUCUACGAGUAUUACAAAUACGACUUUGAGCUGUUCGACUAUGAUAUCCAGGAGUAUCUGCAGGUGGCCCGGCCGGAUGAGGUCGAAAGUCCCGCGGGCACAAAGAAUUAAACCCAGCUCUGAACUCUUAGACUUUGCUAUAAACCAAUGAAUCAAGUUCAACGAACUCACAUAUUAGCCGUCACAGUACGUAAUUGCAAAUGUUGAUAAUACUGAAGGAAAACAAUAAUAAACUUAACUACAUUUAAACGAA